Messenger RNA from Alternaria incomplexa, 5910 nucleotides. RefSeq lists its product as uncharacterized. The record is from RefSeq and is a predicted model, not a curated record. Gene Ontology annotation, biological process: termination of RNA polymerase II transcription. Lineage: Eukaryota; Fungi; Ascomycota; Dothideomycetes; Pleosporales; Pleosporaceae. The transcript has 3 exons. Bases 1 to 5910 code for a protein of 1969 amino acids. Gene Ontology annotation, cellular component: nuclear body. Gene Ontology annotation, molecular function: transcription termination site sequence-specific DNA binding; helicase activity.
AUGGCGGAAAUCCUCGAGAAGAUAGACGAGCUCCAACAGCUACCCGAAGAACAACAUCUAUUCUGCCCUCGAGUCGGCGAUGACGGAUCUGUAUACUACGACGAAGACGUUGCGGCAUACCCGCCCGAAACCGACCCCACCGAACUCGCCGACCGCAAGCUCAAGCUCGAAGCCGCCGAAGACAGGAAAUGGACCGCGCUCAAGGCCACCGAGAUACUGGCAUUCGACGGAGAGGAGGCAGCACCGCACAAGGAGUGGCUAGUCAGCCGGCUGAACAGCCUCAUGCAGAGCUGCGAUGUCUGUGUGAGGGUCUUCCACCAGAGCAGAGCGGAAUGGCGAACACGGCUGAUCGACUCGUACGACGAGGACAACAUCGGGGAUUUCUUACAAGUGGUAGACAACCAAUGUCUGGGUCGCAUACAGAAGGGCUUGGACGAUGCCAACGAUAUACUCAGCAAAGCCGAACCGAAGACGCGCUCAGUCCGACUGUUACCGAACGAAUGCACAUACGGCUUCUUUGAAGCACUCAGCUGCGAUGCCCUAAUACGGAGCGAAGAACUCCUCCAGCGACACUUCGACGCACCAUUCGACAUGGUACAGACGAAGAAGCGGUUGAAGGUUCAGACAUACCUCCCUGCUAUGACGCGGUUCUUGUUCAGUAGGGUUGACAGGCGGCACAAGUGGGCGACGGAGUCAUGGUCAACUUUCAAGAGGCCUAUGCUAAAGUCAGAGUGGGAUUGGGCUGUACGGGAUUACGUCACGAGUGUUAUGAUGAAGGUUCAGAUGAGCAACUUGGACUUGUCCAUCGUACCGCUCUUCUGGGGCGGCAUGCGACUAAUAGUAGCAAAGAUGGACAGGGACUUGAUCACGGACUCUCUACGGGGCCUUGAUGGAGACUUCUAUCGACUGAUGCUUGAUCACCUCUCACUGAAGUCUGAGGGCUUCCUCGAUCUGAUUGCGACCAUGAAGCAGCUGCUGGAGAAGUCACCGAUCGACUACUGGGACGGCAUGAAUGCUGUCACCCCUUCCAUUGCCACAGUGGUAGAGCAGGUGUUCAAUAGCCCUGUCUUCAAUCAGCUCCUUCUUGCAACGGCGGAGGCAAAUGAGCAGAACAUGAACAAUCUUCAUGCUGCGUUCGGCUGGAUACCCGUCUUCCUCGACUCUAUCAAGCUAUCCAACCUUGGUCCGGCUGUCCGACCAUUUGCACAAGCGCUGCUUGGCCGCUGUCAGUCCGACCGCUACCCUCCUGCGGCUAGAGCAUACUGCUACAAGGAAGGUCUCAAAGUACUGGAUUACGCCUUCAGGAAGAUGGGCGAAGGCAAGACCAUCGACAAGUUUGUUGGCCAACCAACCGUUAACGGCAUGCUGGAUUUGCUAUCGGCUUUCAUACAGUCUCUCGUCACGAGCCUCAAAACCUUCAAGCAAAACAAGGAAAACCAAGAGGAUAUGCAACUAACCCUCUCAGUGAUCGAGCAUGCAUUCAAGCUGGAAGCGCAGUCUCUCAUUAUCGAGCGGCAGCUUAUCUCUGCGCAGCGACCAUCGCCCACCGAAACGCCCCCAUCAAGCCCCCUAUGGAAAACGGUUCUACGAGCAAUAGGGCCCGAUAGCUUAGAACUUGCUACGCAUUUGCUGAUAGCUGGGAGGGGCUUGAUCGGUAUCGAAACACUGCAGAUGAAGUCGGGUGUCGACAAGGUACCCCAAACGGUACGACACUUCAACGACCGUUUCAGACUACUUUCUCAGUCCGUUACCGAUGUUGUGGAGAAAAUGUCAGAAUUCGACCCCAAGUUACUGCAAGCCUUGUUCGGACAACAGCCUGCAGCAAGCGCCAUCGUCUCACUAAUGUUUUCGUCCACGGAAGACACUCGCAACUCCGCUAUUGAGCUUCUGAAGGUUAUUAGUGGGGAAGAAGAGCGCCGAGGAGCUCUACAACAUAUCUUGAGAGCCCAUUAUAGGCACGUUGUUCGAGGCAUCUCGGACUCAGUCCGACAAGUUCGGCUGAAGAAGGCCUUCGCUCCCGCACCAAGUAUGAUCCGGACAUGUACCGACAUUAUUGACAUCCUUUGCAACUCUCAAGACGGUAUUUUGCGAGGCCGAGAAUACGACUCCAACGACGCUGCAGCAACAAUGAACCUAUGGGAGAGCCUAUGGGAUUCACUAACGAUGAUCUUCGCCACCACUGAAGCCUGGAGUAACUUGGGUUUCUACGAUAAACACAUGAUGAUGGACUUUUGCCGAGACACUAUGCAAUUUGCCGAUGUUCUGUUCGACCAAUGCAGCAUCUUUGCAACUGCGCUGAAACCACCGACCGGCGAUGAAGAAGAGGCAACAUCAAAAACAGCGUUACUCAAAGAGCUGCUUGCUCGGCCGGCAAACGCGAUGGAAGGUCUGGCAAAAUGGCUUCGACUUCGUGACGAGUUCCUGUCUAGUAAAUCCGUCACCUUGAUUAGCAAGCUUCUUGUUCGUCUACAUCGUGUGUCUAUCGAGAUCGACCCCGAUGCGCUCUCGUACAUGGAACGAGUUCUCUCAGGAGACGUCCGCGCGAAGCUGAGUCAGACGCAACAGGCCGAGCUGCAGCAAGCGCUUGAAGAGCAUCUGGGCCGCCCGCUCGUGAAGGAAGAAGAGCCCGCGCAACCCAAGCAAGCCUCUAUCAGCAAAUGGAUGGCUCCUGGAACGGCACAGUCUACGGCAGAUGCUAAAGCUAAGUUGUUGGCCAGCAUGACUUCCGGGUCUAGUAAGUUCCAGGAGCGACGUGAGCAGAUGAGAGCCGCCGAAGCGAAGGCUGCGCAACAGAAAGCCCUCAACGACAAUAAGAAGAAUACUCAGGAAGAGUUCAAGCGCAAGCGGCAGGCCGAAAAACUAAAGCGCGAACAAGAGAAAGCUGCUGCGAUCGCUAAGGCAAAGGCAGCCCGGGGGGCUUCAGGUCUCACCACCGAAGCUGGCUCUGGCCUCGAAGGCUUAGGUGUCCUGGGCAAAGAUCAAGCUGCGAAGGGAGAGGGAUUGAUGCAUUCUUCGGAUGAAUCAUCCGACUCAGACGGUGACAUCGAUGAGGAUUUGUUUGGCAUCAAGAAGACUAAGGUCAAGACUGGACCGAAGACGAACAUUGUCAACGAAGUCAAGAUUCAGAUGCCGACGAAGAAGAAGAGAGCUCAGCGUUCUGCCAAAGACAUGCGUGCUCGUCUGGCGCCUGAUCUCAGCAGUCUGCACCGUACUAUCCUUGGCUGGAACUACUUCCAUGAAGGCGACUUCCCACCCAAGUCUAGGCCAGACCAGUACUCUAAGGUUCUCAGUACUUUCCGUACACCUAAUGAUUACCAGAACACGUUCGAGCCUCUUUUGACUCUGGAGGCAUGGCAAGGUUUCGUCAAGGCUCGUGAAGAGAACCAGUCCAAGCCAUUCGAAAUCAGAAUUACGUCGCGAGCUGCUGUCGAUAUGUUCCAAGAAGUCGGUAGCACUAUGACCCACGUUGAGAACAAGGAAGUCUUCAUUUCUGAAGGAGACAUCAUACUCUUCUCGCGGACCAAGUCGCCCUCUGCGAAUGAGCCCACAUGUCUUGCCAGGGUAUUCCGCGUGAAGAGGAAGCAACAGCACAUCGAAGUUUCGUACCGGGUCGUACCAGGCAAUCCUCUGUCAACCUCACUGCAGCCGAACAACACUAUCCUCGGCUUCAAACUCGAAUCGAUUACUUCUCUAGAGCGCGAAUACGGUGCGCUGAAAGGUCUUCAGUACUAUGAUCUUUGUGACGAGAUCAUCCGCGCGAAGCCCUCUCCGCUUUUGACCUACAAGGAUAGCCAGAUCCAGCCGCUCAUUUCCAACUACGACGUGAACCCGGCGCAGGCGAAGGCUAUUAAGUCUGCCAUCGAUAAUGAUGCGUUCACGUUGAUUCAAGGACCACCCGGUUCCGGAAAGACCAAAACAAUUACCGCCAUCGUUGGAGCGAUUCUCAGCGACAGUCUUCGCAACCGCGGCACCGCCAUCGCUAUUCCAGGCCAGCAACGUUCAGAUGCUGCUUCGAAGAAAUUGCUUGUCUGCGCGCCGAGUAACGCGGCCGUCGAUGAGUUGGUCAUGCGUUUCAAGAACGGCAUCAAGACCCUCAGCGGCGAGUCGCGCAAACUCAACAUUGUGCGCCUAGGUCGUGGCGACGCUAUCAAAGCCAGUGUACAGGAUGUGACGCUAGAAGAGCUUGUCAACAAGCGACUAGGUGUAGAUCCAUCGAACGGCAACGACCGAGAAGCGACGCAAAAGCUCUUCCAGGAACACAAGCAAAUCUCCGAUCAAUUGAAGCAGGCCUACCAGCAACGAGAUACUGGGGAGGUCAAAGGCGAAGCUGCGAGCAAGCUAGACGACGAUAUCAACGCGUUGCGCAGGCGGAAGACGGCCCUGGGUACAAAGAUUGACAAUGUCAAAGAUGACGAAAAGCUCGCCGGCCGUAACGCAGACCUGAACCGACGACGAGCACAGGAAGCAGUCUUGAAUGACGCACACGUCGUUUGCGCAACACUCAGCGGCUCUGGACACGAAAUGUUCCAGGGUCUGAGCAUUGAGUUCGAAACCGUCAUUGUCGAUGAGGCUGCGCAGUGUGUUGAGAUGAGCGCUCUUAUCCCCCUCAAGUAUGGUUGCGCCAAGUGUAUCUUGGUCGGAGACCCGAAGCAACUGCCUCCAACAGUGUUCUCGAAGAAGGCGGCUGCGUUUCAAUACGAACAGAGUUUGUUCGUUCGCAUGCAAAAGAACCACCCAGACGACGUGCAUCUACUAGACACCCAGUAUCGUAUGCACCCGGAGAUCAGCUUGUUCCCCAGUCGAACGUUCUACGACGGCCGACUCUUGGACGGUGGCGAUAUGGCCGCCCUGCGCAAGCAACCCUGGCAUCAGAGCAUGCUACUUGGACCUUAUCGCUUCUUCGAUGUCCAGGGUCAGCACCAAGCUGCUCCGAAGGGCCAUUCGCUUAUCAAUAUUGCCGAAAUCAAUGUCGCGAUGCAAUUGUACAAACGAGUCACUUCCGACUAUCCCGAUUAUGACUUCAAGGGAAAGAUUGGCAUUAUCACACCAUACAAGAGCCAGCUGCGCGAACUCAAACAGCGUUUCAUGAACGCAUACGGUCAGAACAUCAUCGAAGAUAUCGACUUCAACACCACAGAUGCUUUCCAAGGUCGUGAAAGCGAGAUCAUUAUCUUCUCCUGUGUACGAGCCUCUCCGUCAGGUGGCGUUGGUUUCCUCCAGGACAUCCGACGUAUGAACGUCGGUCUCACGCGUGCCAAAUCGUCUUUGUGGGUGUUGGGUAACUCCGAAUCGCUUAUGCGAGGAGAGUUCUGGAAGAAGCUCAUAGUAGACGCUAAGGAGAGAAAGCGAUUCUCUGCUCAAGAUGUGCCAAAGAUGCUGAACCAGCAUUCUAGCAAGUUCCCGGCACCAAAGGAGGGUUAUGUGCAACCUAAUCGUCCCACACCAGAGGUCAAAUUAGAAGUAAAGUCAGAGCCCAUGAGCAGGGCAGCCAGCAAUCAGUCGAGUUCCUCUUCAGAAUCAGCGCCCAAGGCUAUCAAACAAGAGAUCAAGUCGGAGAUAAAGAACGAACGAACACUUGUACAUCACGAAAAGCGCAAGUUUCAAGACAGCAACGACGCAGGCGUAAUCAAGCACGAGAGUAGCGAUGCCGAGAUGGAAGACGCCCCGUCUGACUCUGCCUCCAACACUAUGAAUGGUGGCAGUGGACGAUCAACGCCGGCUGGCAUGGCCGAUGCCCAACGCAAGAGCUCAACGCCCAGUGGAGAGACGAGUAACGGAACGCAUGGCGCGGUCGCUCCUCCGCCGGGAGAUGUCAUUGGCGGCAUGUCGAUGGCAAAGCCCAAGAUCCGCAGACGACCUCGCGAACCACCAAACCCUUUUAUCAAGAAUAAGAAGCCAAAGAAUGGCUAA